CCUGGCCGCGGGGGCCGCCGAGCAGCGGGCGGGCCUUUGGGGGGCAGCGCCGCGGCGCCCGAGGACGACGACGAGGACGACGACGAGGAGCUGCUGGAAGUGCGCCUGGUCGAGACCCCAGGGAGGGAGCUGUGGAGGAUGGUCCCAGCGGGGCGGGCUGCCCGGGGACCAGCGGAGCGCGCCCAGGGGCCGUCGGGCGAGGGGGCGGCUGUCACCGCCGCCUCCCCCACUCCGUCGGAGGACGAGGAGCCAGAGGAAGAGGAGGAGGAGGCGGCGGCGGUGGAGGAAGGCGAAGAGGAGACGGUGGCGUCGGGGGAGGAGCCGCUGGGCUUUCUGUCCAGACUGCCCCCCGGCCCCGCCGGCCUGGACUGCAGCGCCCUGGACCGCGACCCGGACCUGCCGCCCCCAUCGGGCACGUCGCAUUUCGAGUUCCCGGACUACUGCACCCCCGAGGUUACCGAGAUGAUCGCGGGGGACUGGCGCCCGUCUAGCAUCGCCGACCUGGUUUUCACCUACUGAGCCCACCGUCAGCGGGGCGCGCACGCCCCCAAACCAGCUGUUUACAUACAGGAAUCAGGUAUUGGGGCCCCUCGGAGGCCGAGGCUGGCACCCCAUCUCCCGCGCAGCCUCCCCCCUCCCAGACGUGCCCAUCCCCCUCUAACCCAGACAUGCCCCUCCCCCGCAGACACACCCCAAGGCAGCCCAACCCCCACUCUUUCCCUCACUUCCAAGCCCCGCCCCGUCUUGUCCCCUCCCGCACAGCCACCAGCAGCCAGCCCCCCUCCGUUACACCUCCCGUCCACUCCUACAGACCUGCACCCCCUCCCCCACCUUGCACACGCCCCUCCUCGUGGCCGGAGGACACGCCCCUGCCCUUGCUCCCGAGUCCCUCCGCCUUCGCCUAGCCCGCCUCCUCUCUGGUUUAGGGGGGCGCUGCGGCUGGGCGGCACCGCGCGCUCCUCCCUGACCCCUUCUCUCCCCCUCCCCCGAGCGCUGGGGCCCGCCCCCUUCCCGCGCAUGCUUAAUGCUUCUUAGGAGGAGGGGGCCGGUCCCACUUGAACCACAAGUCUCUGUGGUCCGCUCCGGGAAGAAGUGGGGCGGGCAUUGAGGGAUCCUUAGAAAUCUUUUGAUCCGGGAGCCGCGGCUUCCUUUCAACCCGACGGGGCGUCUCUGCCUUAAUGGGAGGAGCGCUAGGAAUGGGGAGAAAGAGACUAGCUGGCCCGGAAGGGUUGGGUUUGGAGCUUGGAACUCUCCCUAAGCGGCAUAGCCCCUUUUCCUUGCGGGGUUGCCCAGACUGACGUGCACCCCCACCCAUCCCCCGCCUGCUAUACACACACCGCUAGACUGCCUCUACAGUCUUCCUUGGUCCCCAGAAACUUGCCUUUUCGUCCCCCAUCCGGGAAUUGGGACUAGGGUCUUCAUCUGGAACUGCACCACGAGAGGACUGCCCAAGAAAACUCUGAACCGAGGCAAUUAUCAGUCUAUUUGGGGACAAGGUCCUUGCUGCUCUUCCCCCAUCCCAUCCCAAGUGCCCCACCACGUUAAGGCACACUCCUAGCCUGGGCUCCUCCCUUAAGCCCACCGCCCCUUUCUAUCACUUAAGCCCUGUGCCCACGGUGACAGUAUUCAGUGGGAGAAGCUGAGGCACGUUGGUCCCGGGGCGGGGUGCUGAGACUGAGGCAUGAGAGCAAACGGAGUGGCAAGAAGAGACCCACUUUUGAACUGGCUUGAGAGAGACCAUCGGCCGGGCCAGUGGCACCGAAGGGAGGGUCGGAGUAGUGGCGGUGGGCCGGCUGCGCCUGUUUUUCCGUGUGAAAAAUCGGGAUAGCGCUGCUGUCGGAGGAGGUUGUGUCCAGUUCAGGGUGCCCUCGGGCUCCCCUGCCCCAGAUUUCCCCCCCCUCCCAGCCUAAGUCCCGCCCCUCCGGCCUCCCCAUACCCCCUUUUGCCCUCACUACCUGUAUCUCACCGGCGUGUGUUCACCCUCCUGGGUGUGCACACACUCUCAUUCACACACACAAAUCUCAGGAACAAACGGUCCCAGAGUCCUGGACCCCUGCCCAGGGUCCCCGCAGGUCUCUGCCCCACGCGUUCCCGUCGCUGACAAAGCCACCAGCUGCCUCCUUUAAGCUUGGUGCUCCGGCUCUGGGCCUUUCUCGCGCUCUCUCUGUCUCUCUUUUUCUCUCUCUGUCUCUCUUUCUCUUUUUCUUUCUUUCUUUUUUUUUAAGAAAAACAACAACAAAAAGACAAUGAAAAAAAACCCAGAAAACGUCAUGUGAGUGAAGAGAUGUCACUGUCUGUGGUCUUGGAGAACUAGUCUAGUAGCUGAGGGGAGGGGUCCCCCCCGAUCUGGGGCACUGGCACCCACAGCAGGACUUCCGCCAGCCUGAUGCCAGGACUGAAUAAAGUGUAUUUGCCCCGACCUUGCCCUGUGGUUCUACAUGUCUGUGCCUUUUCUCAACCCUGCCCCAGACGGUUUGCCAGAUUGCAGUCCACGUGAUUUGGCCCCGGGCAGGAAGAGCUGGGGGGUCCUGGGCAAGGCACCUGGCUCCUUUAGGCCUCUGUCUCCCUCUGUCUCAGGACUCCCUGAUCUUCAUUAAGGAUGACAGACUCAUCCCCACAGGGCCAGGCAGGUAAUGUCAAUGAGUCUGGGUGGAGAAUCAGAGGGGACAAGCUGUUCUCCUCCUGCCAGUCGUGUGACCUUGUGGGAAUCCAACCCAUGGUGGCCAGAUUUUUCAAGAGGAGGUAGAAAUCUGGAUGUUUCUAUGAACAUCUCGACUGCAAAAUGAAAGCCGACUCAAAUAUUUUAUUUAUUUACUUUUAUUUGUUUCGCUUUUGUGACAUGCAAGUAUUUUUAAAUCCUCCUGGACCAAAUGAAACCAGUGUUGCAAGCACACUUGGUCCAAGGGGGCCAGUUUGACCCCGCCCUUAAGUGAGACUUGAGAAUGGGCGGGCCACACUGUCUGGGCUCAGAAGCCCCAGCACCACCAGCACUGAAGCAUCUGUGUGACCUUGAGCAAACACUUCACCCCGGCUCUUCUCUCCGCACGAGUUACAUGGUAACAGUACCUGCUUCGUGGCGACAUGAAGUUCGAGGUGAGCAGCAUUGAACAAGGUGCUCCCUGAAGUGUCUUACUCCAUCGUCCAGAGGAGGAGACAGGGGCCAGGGUGGUGCAGGAACCUGCAGGAGGGCCUGUAAGCAGCCACGGUCAAAGUCAGGGCCCCACACCUUGGUUCUCUGCCCUGGUGGAGAGUCACAUGAGGUUGCUGCCUCUCCUUCCCUGUUUGUCCACAGAUGGUGUUAGGCUGUUAGCACAGGGCCUGGGCUGGCGGGCUUGGUCCCAGAGCUGGCUCGUGAUUGGCCCUCAGUGUAGGUUUGUUGAAUGACUAAAGAAGACCCAACAGAAGCCACAGUGACUCCUGUCCUUGUAAUUCUUACCAGUGUGUUUUGGAAACCGAGGCAGGCCUUUUCAAAACUCUGUCCCCUUCAUCCCCCCCCUUCCCCCCUAAUUCCUCCACUGCCAGAUCCAGUGGAUUUCUGAGGUUGGACAGAAACUGUGUCCCCUGUAAGAAUGAAGGCCAAGUGUGCAAACCUCAUUGAGAGAGGGUAUUUGGGGACUGUGGUACCUAUACGUGCAUUCAAAGAGGACUAGAGCAGGUUUGGGAGGGCCAGGUGUGUACAGAAAGGGGGUGCCUGGUUGGAGGAGGUGGAGGAAUUAUGGUGACUGCUUUCGCUCAAUCUCUGAUGGAAAGCAAGAUGGGGGAAAAAAUCCUCCAGGAGGAUUCGAGAAGGUGAGGAAGACAGAGAUAGGUGCCACCCUGAACCCCUUGUAAGGAGCACUUCCCGGCUGUGAGGUAUCUGGUCAGUGGAUGGCCUCCAGCGGCCCAGGACAGUCUGUGUCUGUGUCCCAGGAAGAUCAGGUAUAAAUGCCUGGCCAUUCCCAUCCAGUGUGGGGACAGACACCGACAGGCAGGACUUGCACCACUGGCUCCCCUGGACACUCACCCAGGGCCCCUCUGGGGUGGCCAAGGUUUUGCCAGGCCUGCAGCACAGUUUGACCUCCCAUACCCAAUCCUGCUUCCUCCCUUUUCUUUUCACAGGUGUUUUAUCCCUAAUAAAUUUCUUGCACCCCA
Suricata suricatta (meerkat) is the source of this 4131-nucleotide messenger RNA. It is a transcript of the gene SOX12, whose product is annotated as SRY-box transcription factor 12. The transcript has a single exon. The record is from RefSeq and is a predicted model, not a curated record. Lineage: Eukaryota; Metazoa; Chordata; Mammalia; Carnivora; Herpestidae. The annotation marks the transcript as partial.